CGACCACUUGCCACAUCAGAAACCGCCAGAAAACUACCUCAACGACCGACUGCAUCCAAUACAGCCGCUCGCAACAUAAAGACGUAUCGUGUUCGUUUUGCAGAUGAGGUGGACAGUGGUGCGUCGACAUCCAGUACAUGCUCAGAGCAGUCGACCAAAUCUGCCAGCCGAUGUGCCACCGCCAUUCGGCAACGACAACAGCUGUCUUCAUUAGAUACUCCACAAGCAACGUCGCCUUAUGUGACUCAAAUGACGAGGCCGAAGAAGACCACCUCAACUCCGUCCACUCAUGCUUACAUGAAACAACCUGAUAACUGUAUCACUACAGCAAGAAAACCAAGCCAUGCUGUACAAUACUCCUAUUCGAUCGAUGACGUCGAAUCGCUACCCGAACCACCUUCAUAUGAGGUGGCCAUCAGUAGAUUACGGCAAUUCGAAAAACCACGGGAAUCGAUCCGCGACUUUGUGAUACGUCAAAAUGUGAACGAAGCACUGAGUCGGAAACUUCGUAAUCGAUCGGCAUCAUUACCACGGUUGGAGACCGCAGACCUGAAUGAGCUACAGUACCGAUCUCCACCAAAAACUCUCAACUAUCAGAUGGAUCAACUUCGUAACCUAGCCAUUGGAAGUCUAGAUAAUCUCAGUGUUAGUGUUGAUUCGCCCAACAAGAACACUCUACGAAGGCGUCGUCUACCGGUAGCACCUCUUCUUGGCUCACUUUCCAAGAUACCUGGAGUUCAACCAGACGACUUUGACUUUGCCCCUCACUCAUCACGAAUGAUGCAAAGGCGAUCCAGAGAUCAGGCCGAAAUGCAACGAUUCGCGAGAAGGUCAGCAAGUAUUGGACCACACUGCGAAGUUUUGGAGUAUGGCACCAGGCGAGAAAUUCCUCCAGUUCGAGCUGUUCUUGUAGCAUUGGAUCAGUGCGGAUUCCGGACAGUAGUCGUAGAAAAAACACAACCAGGACCUUUUGGUUUUUACAUUGCUACUGGAGUGAUGAAUGGACAACGAGGUAUUUUCAUCUCUCGCGUGUCAAUCGCUUCACUGUCCCCAAUGCUAAGUGUCGGCGAUGAGAUUCUCUACGUGGAUGAUCAACUCGUUAAAGGGCGAAGUCUGGAAACUGUACAAGCACUGAUCGCAGGCAAAACCAAAGUGCUGAUAGUACUACUUCCAGCGAUUGGAAAAUACAUCUACUAA
Molecule: messenger RNA, 1197 nt
Organism: Cooperia oncophora
Lineage: Eukaryota; Metazoa; Nematoda; Chromadorea; Rhabditida; Trichostrongylidae
Source: the annotation of a GenBank genome assembly